Messenger RNA from Mollisia scopiformis, 1950 nucleotides. RefSeq lists its product as uncharacterized. NCBI's taxonomy places the organism in Eukaryota, Fungi, Ascomycota, Leotiomycetes, Helotiales, Mollisiaceae. The transcript is spliced from 2 exons. Bases 1 to 1950 code for a protein of 649 amino acids. The record is from RefSeq and is a predicted model, not a curated record. Gene Ontology annotation, molecular function: protein binding.
AUGCCGAAAGAUGACAAGACCUUUCACGUAGAGCUCGCAAGACUCUUGUAUGAAGACUGUCUGUCAGAAAACGCCAGUGCUGGGAACUCGACUUUCGAGACAAACAUAGAGCUCCUAUGCUUCGUUGAAGUUUUGACUCAGACUGGGAAUUCUUCCGAGGCCAGAAAGCGGGUGGUGGGUCGGCAAACACAGUCUCGAGAAGAAUCCGGUCGAGAAGGUAGAGAAGCCAUCGAGGGACCGAGUCCAUGGCAAUUCUGGCACCGGAUCCUUCGCGGCUUCGCCAAUGAAGAUAACGAAGUGGAAUUGUUGGAAACGUAUAAACUAGCCACGGAGGCCGGAUUGGCCGACAACCAUCGAUUUCAGGACAUCAUGGUCUCGUUUUAUGCGGCAAAGGAUGAUAUUGCAACUACCAAGCAAUGGUACGAGAAACUAAUGCCAACAGGCGAUCGUGCAGCUCCGUCUGUACCAACACUGGAGACGAUUCGAAGGCUUUGCAUUCGGAAUGACGAGUUAAGCUGGUGCAAGGACAUUUUUCGAGAUCUUCUCGCGAAGGAACCAACAAAGCAGAUAUGGGACGUUGUCCUCCAAUGGGCAGCUGGCGUCUGGGGAAAAGGUGUUGAAGACGUUGAAGGAAUGAUGGAAGUAAUGAUUCGACGAAACCCAGACGAUGAAGCCACUCAGCCCGAUGCUGAAACUAUCAAUGGCCUGGUUGAACUUGCAAUGUCUUUCAACGAUGCUUAUCUCGCCGAGCGAUACAUAAGUGUCGGGCUUAAAUUUGGCAUUCGUCCAAACGCCAAGACGUAUGCUCUACAAAUGAGCUACAGGGCUGAUGCGAAUGAUUUUCGAGGUGCUCAAGCUGCAUAUGAGUUAUUGCAAGGAGAAGAAAUCAUCAACAAUGAAGACCUGCCUGCUAUCAACAAGUACAUUCGCGCACUCUGUUCCGCCAAGAAUGUAGAUUAUCACCGGAUCGUAUCCAUCACGUCUGAUCUAUCGGAGCGUGAAAAACGCCUCGAAGCCGACACAGUGCGUGCUCUCGCGAAACUGUAUCUGUCACGAGACGAAAAGGAUGAUCUUAUUGACUUGAUCCAAUCAGAAUCGUACCACUAUACUGCUGAAGAGCGGGCUUCAAUCAAAGAGGUAUUCCUGGAUUUCUGUCUCUCGCCUGAGACGAGCACGAUGCGUUCUUGGACUGCGUAUACCCUUCUACAUCCUUUAUUCGAUGAGACUACUGUGGCCGAGCGUACCCUUCUCAUGAGCGAGUUCUUUUCUCGAGGCCGUUGUGACAUGGCGUCGUACGUAUUUGGACAUAUGCGAGCCCAUAAUAUGCCAGACCGCCGUCCAGUACUGGAUACAUACGUCAAGUGUUUCUUAGGUAUCGCUUCUUGUGCCGAUCAAGAAGCCUUAGAUAUGGUUCACAAUAUGCUUAAAAUGGACUCAAAUAUCGAGCCUACCACUGCCCUUUAUAACAGUCUAAUGCUAGCAUACACUGCGUGCGAGGAUGCAGACAAGGCACUCGAUUUCUGGGACGACAUCACAAAUUCAAACGAAGGCCCAAGUUAUCGAAGCUUGGAAAUCGUGUUCUGGGCUUGUUCACAGAAGCCCUUUGGGGAUGUGAGGGCAAGGGAGAUCUGGGGAAAGAUGAGGAAAAUGGAGAUUGAGGUCACGGGGAAGGUGUUUUCGGCUUAUGUUGGAGCAUUAGCAGGGCAAGGCAAAUUGGAUGAGGCCAGAGAGGUCUGUGAGCAGGUACCUGGAGAGCUGGGGCUAAGUGUUGAUGUUCUCACACUGGGCACAUUCUACAACGCCAUCCCAGGUCAGAACCGCAAAGACUUGGUUGAGGAGUGGGCGAAGGGCAAGUACCCUGAAGCUUGGAAGGAGCUUGAGAAGCUGGGUCGAACAGAGCAAGAAGAGGGCCACAUGCUGUUCAACAUGAAGAGAGAAUUCAAGGCUUAA